Molecule: messenger RNA, 1832 nt
Organism: Schistocerca cancellata (South American locust)
Lineage: Eukaryota; Metazoa; Arthropoda; Insecta; Orthoptera; Acrididae
Product: aminopeptidase N-like
Exons: 12
Coding region: 30-1652 (540 amino acids)
Biological process (GO): proteolysis; peptide catabolic process
Cellular component (GO): cytoplasm
Molecular function (GO): metalloaminopeptidase activity; peptide binding; zinc ion binding
Source: RefSeq, a predicted model, not a curated record
GCGGCUUCAGAAAUUUGAAGCAUUUGUUGAUGAAAAGGUGGUGCGUGAUGGCAGGUGCGAGGUGCGUGGCGGCCCUGCUGCUGCUGCUGCUGGCGACGGCCCACGGACAGUACGACCGCCUGCCGGGGGAGAGCUGGCCGCUCCGACAGAGGGUCGACCUCACGGUCCACCUCGGCGACGAGGGGGACAGCAGCUUCACCUUCGAAGGCCGGACAAACCUGACGGUGGUUGCGGUGCGCAACACAACGCAGAUCGUGCUACACGCGGCGCUCGGCGUCUCCUCCGUCACGGCAUACGACGCCAGUGGCAGCCCCGUCAGCUCCAGCUACGAGCAGGGAGCCUUCCUGGUCGUCACACUUGCAGAGCAGUUGACCUCGGGUAGCAGUAUCACGCUGGAGGUGGACUUCAGCGGCGAAAUCGGCAACAGGGAGGACGGCUUCGCUAGAUACGACUACCUGGAGAACGGCCAGGAAAAGGCGAUAUACGCGACGCAGUUCGAGCCCAACUUCGCGAGGUCUGCGCUGCCCUGCUACGACGAGCCGGCUGUGAAGACCUUCUACACCCUGAGCGUGCGCGCGCCAGACGGCUACACCGUGCUCUCCAACACUCCAGCCUCCAGCAUCGACGACAGCCCAGACGAGGAUGGCUUCCGCACAUUCCAGUUCGAGGAGACGCCCCCAAUGAGCGCCUACCUGCUGGCCUGGGUCGUGCUGAACACGUCCAGCGUGGUGUCGCCCUCCGACCCGGCCACGACCAUUUGGACGGUGGACAACACACUGCCCCAGGCCGUCUACUCCAGCAUCAUCACGCCCAGUACCGUCUCUGCGAUGGAGCAGCUGGUGGGCGUGCCCUACACACUGACUAAGCUGGACCAUGUGGCCAUUCCCAGCUUCAUAGAGGGGGGCAUGGAGAACUGGGGGCUCAUCACCUACACGCAGGGCAGCCUGCUGGUGCUGGAGAACUACACGUCGGAGGCGACCAAGGAGCAGUCUCUGGGCACCAUCCAACACGAGGUGGCGCACCAGUGGUUCGGGGACCUGGUCACCUGCGACUGGUGGAACGCCCUCUGGCUCAACGAGGGCUUCGCCACUUACUUCCAGUGGAUCGCUACCGAUGUGGUGGAGCCCACGUGGCGCCAGCGCGAGGUUUUCGCGGUGACCACUCUGCUGCAGACCGCCAUGACGGCCGAUGUCAGCGGCGAAGGGUACCCACUCACCAAGAACCCCAACAUCACAGCUGACCAGGCCUUCAUGGAUUACAACAUUUACCAGAAGGGUGCAUCAAUAAUCUGGAUGAUAGAGAACGUCAUGGGAUCUGAUGCGUUCUUCAGAGGCCUCUCCAACUACCUCAGAAACAACAUGUUCAGCGCUGCGACCGACGACCUCCUGCUCAGGACACUGGAUUACGUGACGCCUGAUUCUUACCUGCCCGAGGGAACCUACCUAGAAGAGGUCAUGCUGCCCUGGGUGCGACAGGGUGGCUUCCCUUUCAUCUCAGUCUCCAGGAACUACACCGACGGUUCAGCUGUCAUAUCACAGGCACCGUACCUGUCGGACGCAGACACCGUGUGGCCAGUGCCCAUCACCUACACGUCCCGCUCUGAGGCGAACUUCUCCGCGUCCCCCCCCGCGGCUCUGGCUGCUGGAAUCUGAGCUGGAGGUGCCGGCCAUGGCUCAGCCAGACGACUGGCUACUCCUCAACCUGCACGUGGCUGGCUACUACCGGGUGAACUACGACGAGCAGAACUGGGCGCUGCUGACGGAGCAGCUGCGGUCCGACCCCGAGGCCAUCCCGCCUGCGAACCGCGGGCAGCUGCUGGACGACUCGGCCAG